Molecule: messenger RNA, 1413 nt
Organism: Lodderomyces oxycetoniae
Lineage: Eukaryota; Fungi; Ascomycota; Pichiomycetes; Serinales; Debaryomycetaceae
Gene: SHM2
Product: glycine hydroxymethyltransferase
Exons: 1
Coding region: 1-1413 (470 amino acids)
Biological process (GO): tetrahydrofolate interconversion; folic acid metabolic process; L-serine catabolic process
Cellular component (GO): cytoplasm
Molecular function (GO): cobalt ion binding; zinc ion binding; glycine hydroxymethyltransferase activity
Source: RefSeq, a predicted model, not a curated record
AUGGGAUACGCUUUAUCAGAGUCACACAGACAAUUAACUGAAGGUCAUUUAAAGGACACUGACCCCGAAGUUGACCAAAUUAUCAAAGAUGAAGUUGAUAGACAAAAGCACUCGAUUGUGUUGAUUGCUAGUGAGAAUUUUACCACUACUGCGGUUUUUGACGCCUUGGGAACCCCCAUGUGUAAUAAAUACUCGGAAGGGUAUCCAGGAGCUAGGUACUAUGGUGGUAACGAACAUAUUGACAAGAUGGAAUUAUUAUGUCAAGAGAGAGCAUUAGAAGCUUUCCACUUGACCCCAGAUAAAUGGGGUGUUAAUGUACAAACGUUGAGUGGAUCACCAGCAAAUUUGCAAGUUUAUCAGGCUAUUAUGAAACCCCAUGAACGUUUAAUGGGAUUGGAUUUACCUCAUGGUGGUCAUUUAUCUCAUGGUUAUCAAACUGACCUGAGAAAAAUUAGUGCUGUGUCUACUUACUUCGAGACUAUGCCAUAUAGGGUCAAUUUGGAAACUGGAUUGAUUGACUAUGACAUGUUGGAGAAAACUGCUGUUUUAUAUAGACCAAAGGUUUUGGUUGCUGGUACAAGUGCUUACUGUAGAUUGAUUGAUUACAAGAGAAUGAGAGAAAUCGCCGACAAGGUUGGUGCUUAUCUUGUUGUUGAUAUGGCACAUAUUUCUGGAUUAGUUGCUGCUGGAGUCAUUCCAACACCAUUUGAAUAUGCUGAUAUUGUUACUACCACAACUCACAAAUCACUUAGAGGACCAAGAGGAGCCAUGAUUUUCUUCAGAAGAGGUGUUAGAUCAGUUAAUCCAAAAACUGGACAAGAGAUUUUGUAUGACUUAGAAAACCCAAUCAAUUUCUCCGUUUUUCCUGGUCAUCAAGGUGGUCCACACAAUCACACCAUUGCCGCUUUAGCAACUGCCUUGAAACAAGCAAAUAGUAAGGAAUUCAGGGAGUAUCAAGAACAAGUUUUGAAAAAUGCUAAAGCUUUAGAAGAAGCAUUCACUAACAAAGGUUAUAAGUUAGUUAGUGACGGUACCGAUUCUCACAUGGUUUUAGUUUCACUUAAAGAUAAGCAAAUUGAUGGUGCAAGAGUCGAAACAGUUUGUGAAAAGAUCAAUAUAGCUUUGAAUAAGAAUUCGAUUCCUGGAGAUAAAUCAGCUUUGGUUCCAGGUGGUGUUAGAAUUGGGGCACCAGCAAUGACAACCAGAGGAUUGGGUGAAGAUGAUUUUAAGAAAAUCGUUGACUACAUUGACUUUGCAGUCCAAUAUGCAAAACAAACUCAACAGGAUUUACCCAAAGAUGCCAAUAAAUUGAAAGAUUUCAAGAAUAAGGUAUUGAAUGGCUCUGAUGAAGCUUUGGAGAAGAUCAAGCAAGAAAUUUCCGACUGGGCUGGCUCCUUCCCAUUAGCUGUUUAA